AAACUCUUCUCUAUCAUGAACCCCUUGGCCUCAAUCGCCCAAACAACAAACUCGAUACGGCAAGCAAAGUGACACAAAAGCGUUGUAUGUGUGUCAGUCCAAUACUCGCAGCGGCCCCACUUUCUCCCAAGUCUUCUUGUUUCUAUCUCGGUCAUCCUUAUCUAUUCUGCAUAAUCAAAAUCACUAAAUCAGUAGAGACUAGAGAGAGGAUUCUAAUAAGCUCUGUUUCAGAGCAAUGGCGGAGAUAGGGAAGACAGUGCUGGAUAAAGGGUGGUUAGCGGCUCGAUCCACUGAGGUUGCCCUCACUGGAGUGCAGCUCACCACCAGCGACCCACCCUCCAUUGCCGAUCCCACCUCCCCUUGGAUGGAAGCCGCCGUUCCCGGAACUGUUCUGGGAACUCUUUUAAAGAACAAACUAAUACCGGAUCCUUUCUAUGGGCUACAAAACGAGGCCAUCUUGGAUAUUGCUGAUUCAGGAAGGGAAUACUACACUUUUUGGUUCUUCACAAGCUUUGAAUGCAAGCUGUCAAAUAACCAACAUGCGGAUCUAAAUUUCCGGGCUAUAAAUUAUUCUGCUGAGGUAUAUUUGAAUGGACACAAAGAGGUCCUGCCGAAGGGAAUGUUUCGAAGACAUUCAAUUGAUAUUACUGAUAUUCUGAAUCCAGAUGGUCAAAAUCUGCUUGCAGUGAUUGUUUACCCUCCUGAUCAUCCUGGAAGGAUUCCUCCUGCAGGUGGUCAAGGUGGUGAUCAUGAGAUUGCGAAAGAUGUUGCUGCACAAUAUGUUGAAGGAUGGGAUUGGAUGACUCCAAUCAGGGAUAGGAAUACUGGAAUCUGGGAUGAGGUGUCCAUUACAGUAACAGGGCCAGUGAAGAUUGUGGAUCCUCACUUGGUAUCUUCAUUCUUUGAUGAUUACAAAAGGGUAUAUCUGCAUACCACAACUGAGUUGGUUAAUAAAAGUGCCUGGGAAGCUGAGUGUUCUUUAAACAUCCAAGUGUCAACUGAACUUGAAGGAAAUAUGUGCUUGGUUGAGCAUCUUGAGACACAGAAAGUGUCUCUUUCUCCUGGAGCACAUGUUCAAUAUACAUUUCCUCAGCUAUUUUUCUACAAACCAAGUUUGUGGUGGCCUAAUGGCAUGGGGAAGCAAUCUCUGUACAAUGUUGAAAUAACUGUUGAUGUGAAAGGUUAUGGAGAGUCUGACAUGUGGAGCCACCAUUUUGGCUUUCGCAAAAUUGUGAGUACUAUCGAUAGUUCUACAGGUGGAAGACUGUUUAAGGUCAAUGGGCAGCCUAUAUUUAUUCGUGGUGGUAAUUGGAUUCUCUCAGAUGGGUUAUUACGGCUUUCAAAGGAAAGAUACAAGACAGAUAUCAAAUUUCAUGCUGAUAUGAACUUCAAUAUGAUGCGUUGCUGGGGUGGAGGGUUGGCCGAAAGACCAGAUUUUUAUUACUACUGUGAUUUAUAUGGCUUGCUGGUUUGGCAAGAGUUCUGGAUUACUGGAGACUGUGAUGGACGAGGUGACCCUGUGUCAAAUCCAGAUGGUCCAUUGGACCAUGAACUGUUCUUGUUUUGUGCAAGGGACACUGUCAAGCUGUUGAGGAAUCAUCCCAGUCUCGCUUUGUGGGUUGGGGGAAAUGAACAAGUUCCACCUUCUGAUAUUAAUGAAGCUUUGAAGAAUGACCUACAACUGCACCCAUAUUUCGAGAAUUCCAAUGGUGGUGAGACAUCAAAAGAACAUACGCCGGUGACGAAGGAGCCAAGCGAAUAUCUUGACGGUACUCGUGUUUACGUGCAAGGAUCUAUGUGGGAUGGAUUUGCAGACGGGAAAGGAAACUUUACUGAUGGUCCUUAUGAAAUCCAGAAUCCCGAGGACUUCUUCAAAGAUGACUAUUAUGAAUAUGGGUUCAAUCCCGAGGUUGGUUCUGUAGGGAUGCCAGUGGCAGCUACUAUCAGAGCAACAAUGCCUCCGGAGGGGUGGCAGAUUCCUUUGUUCAGAAAACUAUCAGAUGGCUAUGUAGAGGAAGUCCCCAACCCAAUAUGGGAGUACCACAAAUACAUUCCAUAUUCUAAACCAGAAAAGAAGGUCCAUGACCAGGUUUUACUAUAUGGGACAUCAAAUGAUCUCGAUGACUUUUGUCUCAAGGCACAAUUAGUCAACUAUGUUCAAUACAGAGCUCUGCUAGAAGGUUGGACCUCCCGAAUGUGGACAAAGUAUACAGGUGUUUUGAUAUGGAAAACUCAAAAUCCAUGGACAGGCCUAAGAGGCCAGUUCUAUGAUCAUCUUCAUGAUCAAACAGCAGGAUUCUAUGGCUGCCGCUGUGCUGCAGAACCUGUUCAUGUUCAGCUAAAUCUAGACACAUACUUUAUAGAGGUGGUAAAUACUACCUCUGAACAACUUUCUGAAGUUGCAAUUGAAGUCUCCGUUUGGGAUCUGGAUGGAGAAUGUCCAUACUACAAAGUCUCCGAAAAGCUUACAGUGCCACCCAAAAAAACGAUGCCAGUUUUCGAGAUGGAGUACCCAAAGCAGGAGAAUGCCAAGCCAGUUUACUUUCUUCUUCUCAAGUUCUACAACGUGUCAGAUAAUGGCAUAUUGUCACGGAACUUUUACUGGCUGCACCUCUCUGGUGGUGAUUAUAAGCUUUUGGAACCUUACAGGGCGAAGAAAAUACCAAUCAAAAUAACUUCUCUGACUUUCAUUAACGGGUCUAGGUAUGAAAUGCGGUUGCACGUUCAGAACACAUCGAAGAAGCCGGAUUCCAGAACUACACUCCAUGAAAACAAUUUCGUUACAAUAAAUGGCGGCUGUGAUUCAGAACCAGCUGAUUAUCUCACCGGGGGGAGAAAUGAAAUCAGUUCAUUUAAGAAGCUGUGGAGGAGCAUUAUCGGAGACCACAGCAAUGUGAAGGUUUCUGAAAUUAACGGAACUGAAGCAGGGGUUGCUUUCUUCCUUUAUUUCUCGGUUAAUGCUGCAAAGAAGAGCGUCAAGGAAGAGGAGGACACACGCAUUCUUCCUGUUCAUUACUCGGAUAACUAUUUCUCACUAGUACCGGGCGAAUCAAUGAAGAUAACGCUCUCGUUUGAAGUACCUCCAGGCGUAACCCCACGAGUCACGCUCCAUGGCUGGAACAACCAGGCCUUGCAGAUAGUUCAUUGAAUCCAAAAUCACACCCUAUCCACUGCCCAGGUAAAUAAAGUUUACUUGUUAUAUUCAGAAAUAAGAAUGCAUGUUAAGGCCACAUAUGUAUGUAUACUAUAUGUCUAACUAGGAUCUAGUCAUAAGUCUUAUGUCGUUUGAUUGAUCGAACUAAGCCCGAAUCACCCCAAAUACUAUUGUGAUUAUGUUGUAUGUUAGAUUGUUAGUAAAACUUGAUGAUAUUGAUGUCAAAGUUUAGAUGAGUAUGUGUAGUGUUGUUUUGGAUUCAUUUGUGUAGUCUAUAUUAAUAUUA
Messenger RNA from Ipomoea nil (Japanese morning glory), 3440 nucleotides. RefSeq names its product mannosylglycoprotein endo-beta-mannosidase. NCBI's taxonomy places the organism in Eukaryota, Viridiplantae, Streptophyta, Magnoliopsida, Solanales, Convolvulaceae. Gene Ontology annotation, biological process: carbohydrate metabolic process. Gene Ontology annotation, molecular function: hydrolase activity, hydrolyzing O-glycosyl compounds. The coding region runs from base 236 to 3148 and encodes 970 amino acids. The record is from RefSeq and is a predicted model, not a curated record. The transcript is spliced from 11 exons.